Nerophis ophidion (straightnose pipefish) is the source of this 7593-nucleotide messenger RNA. RefSeq names its product bone morphogenetic protein 16 (gene bmp16). Gene Ontology annotation, biological process: SMAD protein signal transduction; BMP signaling pathway. Gene Ontology annotation, molecular function: growth factor activity; cytokine activity. NCBI's taxonomy places the organism in Eukaryota, Metazoa, Chordata, Actinopteri, Syngnathiformes, Syngnathidae. The transcript is spliced from 3 exons. Gene Ontology annotation, cellular component: extracellular region. The record is from RefSeq and is a predicted model, not a curated record. Bases 363 to 1673 code for a protein of 436 amino acids.
AUAUAGUAAGAGGAGGGAGUCGGUUCAUUCAGAGAGGCUCAAGUGGGAGGACUUGCAUGCACAAUACCAGCGGAGGGUGGAAGUGCAGGCGACAGAGUGAGGGAGUUGCCAACUUGCAGAAGAGAAAGCCAAAUUUUUUGUUUUUGCAAUCACGCCAACAUGGAGAGAGCGUAACACGCGUUACACCACACACACACACACACACUUGUCACUACCCUGAGAAACGCCGCUAAAGAAAAGACCGAAACAACUUUAUCCACUCUGUCCAAAGGAGCAGGAGAGCGAGCCGAGGGAUCGUAACACUGGAGCUCAAGGAUAAGCCAUGGACCCUGCAUACAUCACAACACACCUGGAGGUCCACCAUGCUCCCUGCUAACCUUCUGCUCCUCAUGGUCCUGCUGCUACCUCAAGCCACGUCAAGUCGCCACGGUGACGCCGGCGACAUUAUCGACAAUGGCACGCCAUCACACCCGGCUCCAACCUCCGACCUGGAACCCGGCCUGGCUCGGACCAUCCAGAGCCUCCUGCUGAGCCGCCUGGGCCUGCAGUCCCAGCCUAAUCCUCGGCCCGGAGUGCCGGUCCCGAGGUACCUCAUGGAUCUGUACCGCUUCCAGCAGCAGCAGUACCACCUACUGGAGGACGCCUCUUUCAGCUUCCCCAGUCACCACGUGCAGCAGGCCAAUACCGUACGCAGCUUCCAUCACACUGAGCCCCUCACAGCAGAGGAUCACAGACGGCUGCACAUCUCCUUCAAUAUCUCCUCCAUCCCGCAGGAUGAGAAGGUGCUCUCCGCCGAGCUGCGCCUCCUCCGCAUGGCCGGAACCAACCUCAGACUGAACCUGUACCUCUCAGAGCACCACGAGGACCCCCGACCCACCCUGCUAGAGACAAGAAAACUCACCGCCGGCCCUCAAAGGCAGAAAUCCAGCAACCUCUGGGAAGCGUUUAGCCUGAACGCGGAGCUCUUCGAUUUGGCCCUCAAUGGCGCCGGCCAUCUGGGCUUCCUCCUGGAGGUCAUACCCGAGAACAGCAGCGCCUCGGCCCAGGUGGAAGGGGAGGGACGCCGGGGGGGUCACCUGAGGGUGUGCAGGUCUGUGGGGCAAGACGAGCUCAGCUGGGCCCAGGAGCGACCCCUCCUUGUAACUUAUAGUCAUGACGGGCGUGGAGAGCCUUUGGUCAAACAUAGGAGGAACCUCAAUGGGGUCCAGAGGAUGAGAGGCAGGAAAGGGACAAGAGAGAAGAACAAAAGCUGGAAUAGAGACCAAAAGUGGGUUAAAAACACAAGUUGGGGGGGUGAUACAGGAAGUGAAAGGGUAAAACGAAACGGCGGGAGGGCCGCGAAGCUUAAACGCCUUUCCCGUAACAGAUGCCGCCGCCAUCCGCUCUACGUCGAUUUUAACGACGUGGGCUGGCACAAGUGGAUCAUAGCGCCGAGCGGCUACGACGCCUUCUUCUGCCUCGGGGAGUGCCGCUUCCCCCUGGCCGACCACAUGAAUUCCUCCAGCCACGCCAUGGUGCAGACGCUGGUCAACUCGGUGAACGGGGCCGUGCCGCGGGCUUGCUGCGUGCCCACCUCCCUCAGCCCCAUCGCCCUGCUCUACCUGGACCCGCAGGACCGGGUGGUGCUGAAGAACUACCAGGACAUGGUGGUGGAGGGAUGCGGCUGCCGGUAGCGUGCCGGACGGCGGGACGUGGAAGUUCGAGCAGCAUGAGAAUCCAGCAGCUCAUCGUUUAAAUUUUGCCUCACCCGCCGACGGGGAAAUGAGAGCGUGAGGUUUGUCAGACAGUGCGAAAUCAUCGGGAAACAUUACGCCGCUUUUCCAUUGCAUGUUACUGUCUCGGCUCAGUGUCCCGCUGCAUUGAACGCAUCAGUCAGAAGGAGAGACGUUAACAAAAAAUGCAGGAGAACAAAGGUUUCGUUUGUGUUGAAGUUAGAAACAUUUUUUAUCCAAGAGGAGACUGAGGGCAGCAAGAAAACGGAAGCUCUACUGUAACAGCCAGAGAUUAAAACACCGAUGCAUAGUAGAAGUAAAAUGUUGACAAAAGAAAAUGAUAUGCAAAAAGAGACUGAGGGGCCCAAGAAAACGGACUUCUGCAGCAGAGUUGAGACUCUGGAGUGUAAUCCUGCAGCGUCCAGAUUAUAAAACACAAUUACGUUGUGUUUAUUUUCGAAAACAAAAUGUAACUGAAAAACCGCAGCAAAGGAACAAAGGUAUCCUCAAUGUGUUGAAGUUAGACACAUUUUUUAUCCAAGAGGAGACUGGGGGCAGCAAGAAAACGGAAGCUUUACUGUAGCAGCCAGAGAUUAAAACACCGAUACAUAGUAGAAGUAAAAUGUUGACAAAAGAAAAUAAUAUGCAAAAAGAGACUGAGGGGCCCAAGAAAACGGACUUCUGCAGCAGAGUUGAGACUCUGGAGUGUAAUCCUGCAGCAUCCAGAUUAUAAAACACAAUUACAUUGUGUUUAUUUUAAAAAACAAAAUGUAACUGAAAAACUGCAGCAAGGAAAGAAAGGUGUCCUCUAUGUGUUGAAGUUAGACACGUUUUUAUCCGAGAGGAGACUGAGGGCAGCAAGAAAACAGGAGCUCUACUGUAGCAGCCAGAGAUUAAAACACCGAUACAUAGUAGAAGUAAAAUGUUGACAAAAGAAAAUAAUAUGCAAAAAGAGACUGAGGGGCCCAAGAAAACGGACUUCUGCAGCAGAGUUGAGACUCUGGAGUGUAAUCCUGCAGCAUCCAGAUUAUAAAACACAAUGACAUUGUGUUUAUUUUAAAAAACAAAAUGUAACUGAAAAACUGCAGCAAGGAAAGAAAGGUUUCCUCUAUGUGUUGAAGUUAGACACGUUUUUAUCCGAGAGGAGACUGAGGGCAGCAAGAAAACGGAAGCGUUACUGUAGCAGCCAGAGAUUAAAACACUGAUACAUUGUAGAAGUAAAAUGUUGACAAAAGAAAAUAAUAUGCAAAAGGAGACUGAGGCCCCCAAGAAGACGGACUUCUGCAGCAAAGUGGAGACUCUGGAGUGUAAUCCUGCAGCGUCCAGAUUAUAAAACAAAAUUACAUUGUGUUUAUUUUAGGAAACAAAAUGUAAUUGAAAAACUGCAGCAAAGGAACAAAGGUAACCUAAAUGUGUUGAAGUUAGACACAUUUUUAUCCAAGAGGAGACUGAGGGCAGCAAGAAAACAAAAGCUUUACUGUAGCAGCCAGAGAUUAAAACACUGAUACAUUGUAAAAGUAAAAUGUUGACAAAUGAAAAUAAUAUGCGAAAGGAGACUGAGGGCCCCAAGAAAACGGACUUCUGUACCAAAGUGAGGACUCUGGAGUUUAAUCCUGCAGCGUCCAGAUUAUGAAACACAAUUACGUUGUGUUUAUUUUCAAAAACAAACUGUAACUGAAAAACCGCAGCAAAGGAACAAAAGUAUCCUCAAUGUGUUGAAAUUAGACACAUUUUUAUCCGAGAGGAGACUGAGGGCAGCGAGAAAACGGAAGCUCUACUGUAGCAGCCAGAGAUUAAAACACCGAUACAUAGUAGAAGUAAAAUGUUGACAAAAGAAAAUAAUAUGCAAAAGGAGACUGAGGCCACCAAGAGAAGGGACUUCUGUAGCAAAAUGGGGACUCUGGAGUGUAAUCCUGCAGCGUCCAGAUUAUAAAACACAAUUACAUUGUGUUUAUUUUACAAAAAAAAAUGUAACUGAAAAACUGCAGUACAAUUCUGCAGUUGAAAAAUUGUUGAACGGAAAAAAAACAUCCGAGAGGAGACUCAGAGCAGCAAUAACGAGCUGUUGCAGCAGAGUGGAGACUGUGGAGUAUAAAACUGCAGUUGAUAGUCAAUAGGAAAUAAAUAGCCAAGAGAAGAUUGAAGGCAGCAAGAAAACAGGCUGUUGUAGCAGAGUGGAACCAAUGGGAUUUAGUGCUGCAAUUAAACAAAGAAAAAUAUCCAAGAGGAGACUGAGGGCAACAAAAAAAUGGGGUUUUGGACAAGAGUUUAGACUGUGGAGUAUAAUACUUCAAUUGAUAGAUUAUUGAUUAAAAAUAUAUAUAUUCAAGAGGAGACUCAGAACAGCAAGAACGGGCUGUUGCAGCAGAGUGGAGACUGUGGAGUAUAAAACUGCAGUUGAUAGUUAAUAGAUAACAAAUAUCCAAGAGAAGAUUGUAGGCAGCAAGAAAACAGGCUGUUGUAGCAGAGUGGAGCCAAUGGAGUCUUACGCUGCAAUUAAACCAAGUGAAAUAUAUCCAAGAGGAGACUGAGGGCAACAACAACAAAAAAACGGGCUUUUGGGGCAGGGAUUAGACUGUGGAGUAUAAUACUACAGUUGAAAGAACAUUGAUUAAAAAAAAACAUAUCCAAGAGGAGACUCACAGCAGCAAGAACAGGCUGUUGCAGCAGAGUGGAGACUGUGGAGUAUAAAACUACAGUUGAUAAUAAAUAGAAAAUAAAUAUCCAAGAGAGGAUUGAAGGCAUCAAAAAACAGGCUCUUGCAGCAGAGUGGAGCCAAUGGAGUUUAGCGCUGCAAUUAAAAAAAGUAAAAUAUCCAAGAGGAGACUGAGGGCAACAACAACAAAAAAACAUGCUUUCGGGGCGGAGAUUAGACUGUGGAGUAUAAUACUUCAGUUGACUGAUCAUUGAUAAAAAUAAAAAAAAGAACAUAUCCAAGAGGAGACUCAGAGCAACAAGAACGGGCUGUUACAGCAGAGUGGAGACUGUGGAGUAUAAAACUGCAUUUGAUAGUUAAUAGAUAACAAAUAUCCAAUAGAAGAUUGUAGGCAGCAAGAAAACAGGCUGUUGUAGCAGAGUGGAGCCAAUGGAGUUUAGCGCUGCAAUUAAACAAGGUAAAAUAUCCAAGAGGAGACUGAGGGCAACAACAACAAAAAAAACGGGCUUUCGGGGCGGAGAUUAGACUGUGGCGUAUAAUACUUCAGUUAAUAGAUCAUUGAUAAAAAAAAAUUAAAAAAAAGAACAUAUCCAAGAGGAGACUCAGAGCAACAAGAACGGGCUGUUACAGCAGAGUGGAGACUGUGGAGUAUAAAACUGCAUUUGAUAGUUAAUAGAUAACAUAUAUCCAAUAGAAGAUUGUAGGCAGCAAGAAAACGGGCUGUUGUAGCAGAGUGGAGCCAAUGGAGUUUAGCGCUGCAAUUAAACAAAGUAAAAUAUCCAACAAGAGACUGAGGGCAACAAAAAAAACGGGCUUUUGGAGUAGAAUUUAGACUGUGGAGUAUAAUACUUCAGUUUAUAGAUCAUUGAUUAAAAAAAAACAUAUCCAAGAGGAGACUCAGAGCAGUAAGAACAGGCUGUUGCAGCAGAGUGGAGACUGUGGAGUAUAAAACUGCAGUUGAUAAUUAAUAGAAAAUAAAUAUCCAAAAGAAAAUUGAAGGCAACUAAAAAACAAGCUCUUGCAGCAGAGUAGAGCCAAUGGAGUUUAGCGCUGCAAUUAAACAAAGUAAAAUAUCCAGGAGGAGACUGAGGGCAACAACAACAACAACAACAAAAAAACAGGCUUUCGGGGCAGAGAUUAGACUGUGGAGUAUAAUACUUCAGUUGAUAGAGCAUUGAUAAAAAAUAAAAAUAAACAUAUCUAAGAGGAGACUCAGAGCAGCAAGAACGGGCUGUUACAGCAGAGUGGAGACUGUGGAGUAUAAAACUGCAUUUGAUAGUUAAUAGAUAACAAAUAUCCAAUAGAAGAUUGUAGGCAGCAAGAAAACAGGCUGUUGUAGCAGAGUGGAGCCAAUGGAGUUUAGCGCUGCAAUUAAACAAAGUAAAAUAUCCAACAAGAGACUGAGGGCAACAAAAAAAAACAGGCUUUUGGAGUAGAAUUUAGACUGUGGAGUAUAAUACUUCAGUUUAUAGAUCAUUGAUUAAAAAAAAAACAUAUCCAAGAGGAGACUCAGAGCAGCAAGAACAGGCUGUUGCAGCAGAGUGGAGACUGUGGAGUAUAAAACUGCAGUUGAUAAUUAAUAGAAAAUAAAUAUCCAAGAGAGGAUUGAAGGCAACAAAAAAACAAGCUCUUGCAGCAGAGUAGAGCCAAUGGAUUUUAGCGCUGCAAUUAAACAAAGUAAAAUAUCCAGGAGGAGACUGUGGGCAACAACAACAACAACAACAAACUGGCUUUCGGGGCAGAGAUUAAACUGUGGAGUAUAAUACUUCAGUUGAUAGAGCAUUGAUAAAAAAUAAAAAUAAACAUAUCUAAGAGGAGACUCAAAGCAGCAAGAACGGGCUGUUACAGCAGAGUGGAGACUGUGGAGUAUAAAACUGCAUUUGAUAGUUAAUAGAUAACAAAUAUCCAAUAGAAGAUUGUAGGCAGCAAGAAAACAGGCUGUUGUAGCAGAGUGGAGCCAAUGGAGUUUAGCGCUGCAAUUAAACAAAGUAAAAUAUCCAACAAGAGACUGAGGGCAACAAAAAAAACAGGCUUUUGGAGUAGAAUUUAGACUGUGGAGUAUAAUACUUCAGUUGAUGGAUCUUUGAUAAAAAAUAAAUAUAUGUAUAUCCAAGCGGAGACUGAGGGCAACAAGAAAAUAGCUACCUAGGAGAUACAGCAUAUUCACGGCAACAUCCUAAGCUAAACACAGUGUUUGUUUUCUUCAUUCACAGUCAAGUAAAAAGUAUCAGAGAGAAGGCUGAGGGAACUUUGCAGCAAAGUGGAGACUGUGGAGCGUUACACCGCCGAAAUAAGACAAAGUGACAUUGUGUGUUGAUAGUCUCCAUGACCAGUCGGGCACUAGGAGUAGUAGUCAUAGUGCCUACUUUUGCCAAAGUGAGGAGAGCCGAGUUGGUACCAUGCAGUGGAAACAGGACGACACGCCACCCUGACUUUUGUUUUGCAGCGAUGAGUAAGGCCAUUAGCAAUAAGAGCACGGCGUCGUAACUUUACGCCACGACGUGGUUGCUGCCAUAUUUGCAGAAACGACCAAGAGGAAGGAAAGGUGCUGACUCCAAGGACUGUCCCUGAACGCACCAUUAAGUCACAAGCUAUUUAAAAAAAAAGAAAAACAAAACAAAAACGUAUCAACAAUGCUGACACUAUUGUUUGAAUGUACUGCUACUCUUCCACACGACAUUAUUAUUUAAACAGAAGACUCUUCAUACAUUUCUUUACAGACGUGUUGUGAUUCAACUUAAUCCACUGCAAAUCUAACUUAAAGGUUGUGUAUUUAAAAAUGUAGUGUAUUUAAUCUUGAUGAUAUUUAAAAAAAAAAAAACAAAAAAAAAAAAACAUGCACACAAAGAAAGACCCACGUUCAUACAUCAGUUUUGGCUUUUACAUGUGAAGUGUGUCCAGUGUCCAACAUGCAACAGUGUGAGUACGUGUCGCCUUUAGAGCUCGACAACAAACUAACAAGUGUGUGUAUUGUCGCUACUCCAGUGUGUAACCACAGGUGUCUUGUUCGCUGUGUCUGCAUGUGCCAACAACAACAAUAACAGCAAAAUAAAGGAAAAAAAAGGAAGAUUGAUAUGAGAAAUAUUGUGCCUUCCAAACGAGGGCCUCGGACGUGUUAUUCUGCUGAGCUAAUCGUUUUUCAGUGUCGCAUAUUUCUGUCUUCAUAAAAAGCAACGGCUUGUAAGAUGUUCCAAAAUAUGCCUCCAAUAAAGAAAACAAACAGAA